CAUGCCGAAUGGCGAACUGGCGGUAAUGUCAAUUCUGAAUGCGGAAAUACACAAACAAACGUGUUCGGAGAAGCUGAAAAUAGGGCCUGAUGUCAAAGCAUGUUUAGCCGUUUCCUGGCUCUAUUUAACGGCGGGAUGAGGGCAUACAAAGUUCAAGAUGUCGGGAGAGAGGUCAGAAUAGGUGUGGCAGCCAAAAACUUUGAAGACUUGAAGAAAAAGGGCUGCGAAAAACUCGAGCUAAAUCCAGAUGAUGUGACGGUUGUGAUAGAGGAUGACGGCACGGUCGUGGACAGCGAGAGUUUCUUCAAGAAGUUGCCUGCACAGACAGUCUUUGUAUUUCUUAAAGAGGGACAGGUUUGGAAUGGAGCUGGAGCUAUGAUACACGAGGCCCUCACUAAACUGCUCAGUGCAACGCGAAGAAAUGAGUUGGCCAAUCAAAUCCGAGACCUGAUGGAGGACGAUAAAGCCCCAGAGAAGGUGCACAUAAUGUCACAGUACCUGGACAUGCUGGACACUGACGUGGAGUCGGAACAUCGGCACGAGAAUGAAGAUUGGUUCGAAGGUUUAAACAAGAAAUACAAGACCAAGAGCGAGGUGAUGAGAAACUCGGCCCAGACAAGGAUACGGAGCUACUACAAUAGUGCGAAGGAGCAGAUUGAAAAAGAGGCUGAUGCCAAGAAUAAACCGAUACUCCUGGAAUUGUUGGAGGAGCUGUACGAAGAACUCAAGUCUCAGGACUUCCACGGAAUGUACUUUGAUCGCAGGGCCAAACCAAGGGAGAGAAUCUGUGACAACAAGGGUUGGUUCCAGUGUCAGGGAGCGUUCGAUGAGGACUCCUGUGAGAAACACCACACAAUUAACCCCUACGCUUCCAGGGGCUACAGACAACUGUUUGGCUUGUGGAACCUCGAUCAUAUAAUUGAGAAAUCCAGAGAAGUGAUACCCGGGCUGAUCGAGGCAGCGCGUCAAAAACCUAAGAAUGCUCAUCUCAACUGGGAGCAGGUGUAUAAACUCUUGUUCACCAGAGACAAUCUCAAGUUUGUACAGGUUGGCUGCCACAAGAAGGCAGCUCGAGAAUCAGGCAGCUGUCCUUGGCAGUCUUUUGUUGUCAAGUGAUGUUGACGGACCUUUUGUUAGAUGAUUACCAUGUUGUUAUUGUUUUAACAUGUCACAUGACGCAAGGAUUUUUUCCAGGCCUAUUUUUUUUAUUCCAAUAUAUAUUUGUUACAAAGACACAAAAUGCUUAUUUUUGUGAAAAACUGUAUUUGAGGUACAUUGUAUAAAGAGGAAAAAUAGUUAGUUCUUUGACUUGGUGAAGGCAAGAGAUCUUUUUUACACUUGAUAUAAAAAUAUAUUUGUUACAAAAUGUAAUGAAAUAAUUAAAAUACAUUUGACAUUUAAAUGAAUUGUAUUUUUUAGAUUGAUCAAUUUUAUUUCUGUUUUUGAUGUUUUUCUUGGUCAAUAUAUCAAAAUGGACAUCUUUGUAUACACAUUUGAAGAACAUCUUUGUAUACACAUUUGAAGAACAUCUUUGAAUAUGCAUUAGAUGAACAUCUUGUAUAUACAUCAAAAGAACAUCUUGUAUAUACAUCAAAAGAACAUCUUGUAUAUACAUCAGAAGAACAUCUUGUAUAUACAUCAGAAUAACAUCUUGUAUAUACAUCAGAAGAACAUCUUGUAUAUACAUCAGAAGAACAUCUUGUAUAUACAUCAGAAGAACAUAUUUGUAUACACAUUUGAAGAACAUCUUUGUAUGUGCAUUAGAAGAACAUCUUUCUAUAUGCAUUGGAUGAACAUCUUGUAUAUACAUCAGAAUAGCUUUGUAUACACAUUUGUAGAACAUAUUUGUAUACACAUUUGAAGAACAUCUUUGUAUGUGCAUUAGAAGAACAUCUUUCUAUAUGCAUU
This is a messenger RNA of Haliotis rufescens (red abalone), 1908 nucleotides long. Its product is annotated as DNA fragmentation factor subunit beta-like. The record is from RefSeq and is a predicted model, not a curated record. Bases 100 to 1116 code for a protein of 338 amino acids. The transcript has 6 exons. Gene Ontology annotation, molecular function: DNA endonuclease activity. Gene Ontology annotation, biological process: apoptotic DNA fragmentation; apoptotic process. NCBI's taxonomy places the organism in Eukaryota, Metazoa, Mollusca, Gastropoda, Lepetellida, Haliotidae. Gene Ontology annotation, cellular component: cytoplasm; nucleus.